Molecule: messenger RNA, 1147 nt
Organism: Saccostrea cuccullata (small rock oyster)
Lineage: Eukaryota; Metazoa; Mollusca; Bivalvia; Ostreida; Ostreidae
Exons: 4
Coding region: 583-1011 (142 amino acids)
Source: RefSeq, a predicted model, not a curated record
UAUAUUAUCACGGGCACCCUGUGUUUUUAAAAUACUUUACAUACGUUUAAUCUGAACUACCCUAUUACAUCUCCGUGCAUUUUCAAUGAAAAUUGUUACCAAACUUGACGCUGAACGGGGUGAAGCGAACUUUAAAAAAUAUAUCUCUGUAUAAUCCAAUUUUUAUUGAAUGGAUGGAAGAGGUAAGUAAUUAUGAUUUCCUUACAUCAAUAUUUACUACCUCAGUAUAUUCUAUUGACUCAUACUUGUUCAUUUUAGAGGACGCGAUGCUUAUUUGAUGUAAUUUGUUGACGAAUCAAAAUUAUACAAAUACACCUUAAAGAGUUUUAAAUUUCAGGGUACUUGGCAAAUGUAGAGAUUAGUUUGUAUUUAUUUUAUGCUCUUUUGACACAUUAAUUCAAAAUCUGGAUAUAGUUAACUUUAAAUAAUUCUACAAGUAUUUCAGAUGGGUUUUUUGUUUGGUGAAGGUUUUUGAGGAUUUACGUGCUUUGAAGAGGAUAGUCAACUAAAGGACUCGGGCAUCGAACCCCAUCCCAAAAGAUUUAGAGGAUGUGAUGUGAAUAACUUCAUUUGUGUGGCGUCAUGUUUACUUUUAUGAACCCGGUAGCAAACUAUGUCAGAGAAAUUCGAGUACCCUGUAAACUCGACCCAAUCGAACGAACCUCGACAACACUUCCGUUCGUAUUCGAUUCUCAGUCGAGUUCCCGAACUCAGUCGCCGCAUUCCUCUAGAACGAUAUCAACAGCACCAUCCUUAGUGUAUCCAUUUGUAAGGCGAGACAUUCCCCCUGUGAAACGACAACUUCAUCGGGAAAUCUUGUACUUCUUUGGACGCAAUAAUGAGUUCUCUAGUAACAAGGAUGCUGUCAAAUAUUACAAGGAAUCACAUUCUCUAGGAAUUUCUGUGAAUUUAGACGAUGAAGCUUCGCGCCAACUCUUUAAGUCUUCUGCACACUGCCCGCGACAUCGAAUAUUAUUGAAACAUCGCAGGAUUGAAAGAACUAACAAUUGACGAAGAACUUGCGUGCAGAAAACAACCUCACCGUAAUUCUAUAGAAAUUGCAUUUCUUAAUGUUAUUUUCUGGUAUACAUUUUUCAUAAGUAUGGUACUGAACAAUUUUUUCUUAAUGUUAUUUUCUGGUAUACAU